UUUGUCCACACCGUCAAUCACAGACAGAUAAAAGAGUCGAUUAUUUGUGAAAUAGUUUAUUGUAACCGCAGACAUCAAGAUGGCGCUCUGGCGUUGUAUUUUGGCCGCUGUUUUUCUGGUUGGAGUGACGACCGUCAACUCAAGCCCAACAAUGUCGUCGUAUGACACGAUAGUGGUAGGCAUGGGGGCGGCCGGCACGACAGCCGCCUCCAUCCUCGCUAAGGCAGGCAAGAGGGUGCUGGGAUUGGAAGCACAGAACCGAGUCGGGGGAAGAAUCAAUACCGUGCCGUUUGGAGACGGCGUAGUGGAGUUAGGAGCUGAAUGGAUGCACGGCACCAAGCCAAACACAGUCUACGAUUUGGCCGUCCAGAACAACGUGACCGUGCUACCUCAAGACAUAUCGAUGGAGGUGUACAUGUCUGAUGGAUCGUUAGCCAAUAAGGAGCUGGUGAAUGAGCUGACCGAAUUUUGUUUGCAAGUUGUGGACGAGCCGCCGCCGACUCCACAACCGCUGGGGCAGUAUAUCACUAAGAGACUGAUGGACUACAUUAAGGACAAGCACCCAACAUUGCUCAAAGACCAAGGCUUCAUUAACGAGUUCCUAGCGUUCAUGGACCUCAUGAUAGACAACUAUGAGGCCACAGACACGUGGAACGAUAUAACCACUGAGAGCAAGUACCGGGUGUUGGAUGGACACCAGCAUAUGAGCUGGAACAAGAACGGGUAUAAGACGCUGUUUGAGAUCUUAUUGAAUACAUACAAGAACGGGCCUGGCCUACCAACACUCACAAUCAAACUAAACACAGAGGUCUCUCAAAUAGUUUGGCCACAGGACCCGUCGCAGAAAGUUAUAGUCAAAAGCAAAGAUGGCGCCGAGUACUCAGCUGAUAAUGUCAUUGUGACAGUGUCAGUUGGGGUCUUGAAGGAAAGACACACGACAUUGUUCACACCACGUCUCCCAUCUGCCAAAGUUUCCACCAUCAACUCAAUAUCGCUGGGUGUAGUAGACAAAAUCAUUUUAUUAUUCCCUCAUUCGUGGUGGCCGAAAUCCAAUAGUGCAUUUCACGCGUUCAUAUGGAAGAGUGAAGAGAAGAAGAAAGUAAAUGAUUGGACCACGAAGAUAUUUGGUGCGAGCUCGCCCAUGGGGUGUGAUACGGCUCUGACGCUGUGGACUAAUGGGGAAACCUCUAGAUUGGUAGAAACGCUCCCAGAUGACGUGGUGAAGAGGAAAGCCAUGGAACUUCUAAGACGGUUCAUGGGAGCCAACGUCACCAUUCCGGAGCCCAUCAGUAUGUUGAGAUCGUCCUGGUAUACCAACCCUUACACCCGCGGCAGUUAUACCUACGACAACCUCUCCUCUCCCUCCCACCCCACCGCGAGGGAAGACUUAGCCGCCCCCUUGAGCGACUCAUCCGGAAGGCCGCGGGUUCUGUUCGCGGGAGAGGCGACAGAAACGAACCACUUCUCGACCGUACACGGGGCCGUUGGUUCUGGGGAGAGGGAGGCGGCGAGACUGCUGCCGAGCAGUAAGAUUUAGUUUUCUGGGGUGUGUUUAUACCCCGGGGUGUUUUGGACCCCAGUUGGGUUGAUUAUGUGCUACCCAGCUGGGGUAAAAAGACCUUAGGUCGCCUAUGCAAACCAUCUGGGGUAUUUAUUAACCCCGGGGUGCCUUUACACCCCACCUAGAUUGCUUAGUUACUGGUGCCGUUUAGUAUGUGCGUCACGAUCUAUUAUAGUUGAUUUUAGACGACAAAUAAAUGGACUCAUUCACCAUCAAUCCCUAAUUUUUAAGUGACCCCUAUGGUAGGUAACACAUAACAGGAAUUUUGUUUUCAUAGGGGUCACUUAU
Messenger RNA from Ostrinia nubilalis (European corn borer), 1849 nucleotides. RefSeq names its product lysine-specific histone demethylase 1A-like. The coding region runs from base 80 to 1537 and encodes 485 amino acids. Lineage: Eukaryota; Metazoa; Arthropoda; Insecta; Lepidoptera; Crambidae. The transcript is spliced from 8 exons. Gene Ontology annotation, molecular function: polyamine oxidase activity. The record is from RefSeq and is a predicted model, not a curated record.